This is a messenger RNA of Racocetra persica, 525 nucleotides long. The record is from the annotation of a GenBank genome assembly. NCBI's taxonomy places the organism in Eukaryota, Fungi, Glomeromycota, Glomeromycetes, Diversisporales, Gigasporaceae.
AUGAAAGAAAUUAAAGGUUUUACUUAUCGGGAACUUGGCACGGCAGAAAGCAGAAUUAAGUUGGAAAAAGACCCUAAAGUGGAUUAUGAACUGAAAAUAUUGGAUAAAAACGAAAAGGAAAUCGAAGAGUAUGAUUAUAUUUCUCCUACUGACAGCGAAGUAGUAAUUAUUAUAAAAGUUGAUAUAUCAAAUGGGUCAAUUAGGGUAAAAAACAUGCCCGAAUACGAACGAAAAAUAAAGGAGGCUCACAAAAAAUUACUAAAAGAAAAAAAACCCGAAUUAUUUAACCGCAAUGAAAAACAGGGCCACCGGUCCAGCAAUAUUGAAUUUAAUAUUACGGAGGAAAAUGGUAAAAUGCAACUAACCUUUUACAAAAAAGGCGAAACUGGUCUUACCCCUCGCGUUUUUUCCGAAGACCGCAUUGAUAUUCAACCGGAAUAUUAUGAAACCAUAAAAAUUACUCAUGCCGAAGGAGGUGAAAAAAUUGAGGAGGAGACCGAUAAAUUGCAACCGACUACGGGCUGA